This is a messenger RNA of Triticum turgidum subsp. durum (durum wheat), 1071 nucleotides long. The record is from the annotation of a GenBank genome assembly. Lineage: Eukaryota; Viridiplantae; Streptophyta; Magnoliopsida; Poales; Poaceae.
AUGAAGAUCCAUCUUACCUUGUCAAUGGGAAUGCUUGUGCUGGCCCUCGCGCCUGCGGCCAGUAGCAUCGACUUCACCAGCGCCGAGCUGUCGUCGGAGGAGUCCACACGGCAGCUCUACGAGCGCUGGUGCAAGAAGUACCCGGAUGGUCGGGGCUGCAAGGACGACGACAAGUCCGGGAGGCUGGACAUCUUCAGGUCACGAGCGCAGGAGAUCAACAUCAUGAACACGGGUGUCAUCCACAACCGCCGGCGCCUGAACGAGUUCUCGGACAUAACCGAUGACGAGUUCAAGGAGACCUUCGGAUCCUGCUUCCUCAAAAGCAGAGAGGAGCUGCUAGAGCACGACGUCAUCACCGGCGACCAGUUCACCUUCGCCAACGACGACAUCCCCGACUACGUCGACUGGGCUUCUCGGGGCGCCGUGACACAAGUCAUGAACCAAGGUUCAUGCGGGGCCUGCUGGGCCUUCGCGGCGGCAGGGGCAGUGGAGGGUAUACACAUGAUAGAAAAUGGCAUCCUGAUGCAGUUAAGUGUGCAGGAACUUCUGGACUGCAGUAUCAGCAGGGGAUGCGAUGGGGGCAAUGCUGUGAAGGCAUUCAACCAUGUGAUUGAUGCUGACGGCAUCGCAAAGUGGGAGGACAACCCGUACGUGGCCACGAGGUUGAACUGCCACAAGGCCCAGAAGGUGGUCACCAUCGGCGGGUACAAGUUUGUCCCGCGAUUCAAUGAGACGGCACUUGAGCAGGCUGUGGCAUCACAGCCUGUAGUGGUGUCUGUUGAUACCACGGGGUGGGCUAAGCACUAUCGGGCAGGCAGAGUGUUUAGCGGGCCUUGUGGACAGAGGCCUGGACACCAAGCGCUCCUGGUAGGGUAUGGGACGGCGCAGGAGCAAGAUAUAGAUGGAAGCAACUAUACCAUAGAUUACUGGAAGAUCAAGAAUUCGUGGGGCAUCCACCGGGGGGAGAAGGGUUACUAUAGAUUGGAGCGUGGCUAUGAAGAAACCGGUGGGUUAUGCGGCAUCCUCCGCUUUGCGAUGUAUCCUGUAGAACCAAUUGAAUUGAUUGACUAA